AUGUCAUCGUGGCUGGGUGGCCUCGGCUCUGGCCUCGGUCAGUCCCUCGGCCAGGUCGGGGGAAGCCUGUCAUCCAUCACCGGACAGCUCUCCAACUUUACCAAAGACAUGUUACUGGAAGGUGUGGAAGAAGUGGGAGAUGCCGCCACAGAGCUGCAGGUGUCCAAUUCCAAGCUGGCAGAAGUGGAGGCUGCUUUUACUGCUCAGAAGUCUGAGUAUGACAGAUUAAAGAAGCUCCAUGCAGAGCUGGAGGAGAAGCUGGAGGCCUCAGAGAUCCAGAUUAAACGUCAGUCGGCGGAGUACAGAACCCUCCUGCAACAGAAAGAUGUGGAAAUCAGUCACCUGAAAGCCCGGCAGAGUAGCCUUCAGGAAGAAGUGCAGAAGCUGCAGCAGUCGGCCCAGUCUGCCUCCAUCAGCCCCGCCGUGCUUCCUGUCGUCACAACCUCUGCAACCACUACCUCCUCUUCUGUUUCCUCAUUCCUGCCACGGCCCCCUGGGGCCCAUCAGGGCUUCCAUGGUGACGAGAUGGACCUCAGUGAUGUCAUCUGGUCGCAGCAGGAGAUCAACCGGCUGUCAACAGAGGUCACGCGCCUGGAGGCAGAGGUGUCCCACUGGAGGCGUAUGUCUCAGGCAUCAACAGCGGCAGGAGCUGGUAAUGGCGACCAGGGUGAGAUCCUCAAACUUCAGAGGACUAUUAAGGAGCUGCGAGAGGAGAGCAGUCGUGAGGUGGAUGAACAUCAGCACGAACUGGCAGCCCUGCAGGACGCCCAGCGGCAGAAGCUGGCCGACAUCACCCGACGCCACAGAGAGGAGCUGGCAGAGUAUGAGGAGAGGAUAGAGGAGCUGGAGGAACAGCUUCAGAGUGGUGGUAGUCAACCCAGUUCCCCAUUGGACUACCCUAAAGCUCUUGACCUUCAGAAAACAAUACGGUCCCUUGAGGAAGCAGCAGAGCAGCGGGAGAAGCAGCUGGCAGAGCUCACUGCCAGCCUGGAGGAAGCACAGGAGCAGCAGGCCUCUCUGCAGCUGGAGAAGGACGACGCUCAGGCGGAGAACGCCGAGCUGCUCCAGAAUUACACGCGGCUGCAGGCCUCUGUUGCGGAGCUGCAGACACGAGUGCAGGAGCAGGAGGGGAAGGCGCUGCAGAAGGCCCAGCUAGACCACGAGAUCCAGGGUCUGAGGAAAGCCCUCGCAGCUGCUGAAAAAGAAACACAGAGACUGAAAAAUCUGGCUGAGUCUGAACCAAAGGAAGAAGUCGAGCAUGCGGACAUCUUAGAGCUGAACACCAUUAUUGGGACGUUGAGACAAGAAAAGGAGAUCCUGGAACAAGAAAAGCUUCACCUGCAGGAGAAACUUGAAGUGGCCAAAAGGGAAGCGGUUAGCAGUGAGGGAGUUGAGCACAGCUACGCAGAGCAGCUGGAGGAGCUGAAGGCAGAGCUGCAGAGAAAAGAAAAGGCCCUGAGCAACACUGAGGAGGAACGAGACACCUUCAUGUCUGAACUGGAGGAACUGGACCGACAAAAUCAGGAAGCAACACAGCAUAUGAUCACAGUGAAGGGGCAGCUGAAAGAGACUGAGGGAGAGGUGACGAGACUGUCUGCAGAGCUCGACACAACCAAAGACCAGAAAAGGACAUUGCAACAAGAGCUGGAGACUCACAAGGAGAAACUGAGCCAGAGCGCGUUCACCCUGAACGACCUGCACAUGGGAAAGCAGCAGCUGGAGAGCACAGUGAAGGAGCUGAAAGAUAAACUACAGCGUACACACGACCAGAGAAAGGAGACGAGCAGGGAAAUCUCUGAACUCAAGAAGACUCUACAGGAGAGAGAGGUGCAGCUGUCUGGCGCCAAAGCAGAGGUGACUCGAGCAGCGGAGACAAGAAGUGAGGCACAGGGGACUAGAGAGGUGCUGGCAGAGAAGGAGUCUGAGCUAUCAGACCUCAGGAAAGAGCUGGAGGAGAUGAGGAGCUCUCAUGAGAAAGUAAUGUCAGAGGACUAUGAAAUGAAGAUGGAGAGCAGGAAGUUGAAGGCGGAGAGCCAGCAGGCUAUGAGUAAGGUGGAAGAACUCAGCAGGCAGGUGAAGGAGGGCCAGGCAGCACUGAGCAGGACAAUACUGGAAAAGGACACUCGCAUUGAGGCCCUGAAACUGGAGAAAAGUCAGCUGGAGGGAGAGCUGAGCCACGCUGAGAAGGCACUGGCAGAUCACAGUAAACAGUACCAGCAGACCAUAGAGGAGCUGACUCGGGCCCGCUCCAUGGACGCCUCAGCCUUACAGACAGAGCAUGAGCGUGCCAUCAAACUCAACCAGGAGAAGGACAUGGAGAUAGCCCAGCUGAAGAGAGACAUGGAGCAGAUGGCGUCUGACCACAGAGACACCAAUGAGAUGCUCUCGAUCACUGUUGCAGGGCAGAAGCAGCUGACAGAUCUGCUGCAGGAGAAGGAUGCCUUUAUGGAGACUUUAAAAAAUAAUGCCACAGAGCUGCAGCAGGAGAUGGACAACAAUAUUUCAGCCAUGUCUAAAGAAGGUGAAGCUCUCAGACAGGCAUUGGAGGAUAAGGACAAACAGCUAGGCGUGAUGAAAGAGGAGAAUAGCCACUUGAAAGAGGAAAUUGACAGACUCAGGGACCAACAGAGCAGACCUCAGCCUCUCGCUGAGCCCAGGACUCUGGAUAUCAUCACAGAGCUGGAGACCGAGAUCACCCAGCUCAAAUCCUCCAGGGACACGUUGGAGGAGGAGGUUCAGACCCUGAGGAGAUCCAUGGAGGAACAGCAGGCUUCCCUCUUGAUCUCCCAGCAAUCCCUCCAAGCACAGCAGAGUGAGCUGGAGCAGACCACGCUCAACUAUGACAGACUGAUCAAAUCCAGAGAUGAAGAAAUAGCCCGCCUACAGCAAACACUGGAUGGUCUCAGUCAGCAUCAGAGUCUUGCUGACACCCAGCGUGUACAGGGAGAGGUCAUCCUGCAGGAGGACAAGACCCAGUCUCUGAAUGGGGAGAACGGCAAUGAGAAGCAUGACCUGUCUAAGGUAGAAAUAGAAAAGUUAGUGAAAGGCAUCAAGGAGAAGGAAACUGAGAUCAGCCAGCUGAAUGAGAAGAACCUCUCCUUGGCCAAGCAGCUGGACCAGCUGGUGGUGUCUCGUGAUGAAGUGGGCAAACUCUCCCAGAUGGUGCUGCAGAAGGACCUCGAGAUCCAGGCACUUCAUGCUAGAGUGUCCAUGGGUGGAGGCGGAGGGCAUAGCCAAGAUGUCAUGUUCCUCCAGCAACAGCUGCAGAAUUACGCUGUUGAGAGAGAGCAAGUUUUGGCUGUGCUGAACGAGAAGACGAGGGAAAACAGCCAGCUUCGCUCUGACUACCACCGCAUCAUGGACAUUAUGGCAGGGAAGGAGGCUGCUCUGCUGAAACUCCAGCAGGAGAACCAGCGCCUCUCCAGCAUGAGCGAUCCUUCAGGAAGCCAAGAAAUGUUCAGGGAGACCAUUCAGAAUCUGUCCCGCAUCAUCAGGGAGAAGGACAUCGAGAUCGAUGCCCUGACCCAAAAGUGCCAAACUCUGGUGACCGUCCUACAGUCCUCAGGAGGAGAAUCCGGUGGUGGCUCAGGAGGUGUCAGCAGCAACCAGUUUGAGGAGCUGCUACAAGAAAGGGAUACGCUGAAACAACAGGUAAAGAAGAUGGAUGAGUGGAAGCAGCAGGUGAUCACCACAGUCAAGAACAUGCAACAUGAGUCAGCCCAGCUUCAGGAGGAGCUGAUCAAACUGCAAGGCCAGGUGUCCGCCGACAGUGACUGCAGUUCCAAGCUGUCAGUGGACUACACUCGACUGAUCCAGAGCUAUGAGCAGAAGGAGAGGAGGCUGGGCAGCCUGAGUCAGGAGCUUGCUCAGGUCCAGCAGACCAUCAGCCAGCUUACCACCACUAAGGAUGUUCUGCUAGGUAAACUAGACAGUGUUGCACAGACUCCAGAGUUAAGUGUAGCUGCCCAGGCCAGUGGGCCUUCACUCACAGCAGAGACUCCAAGUCACCAGGGACCAGCACCAGUAAACCAUGAAAACCUCCAGAGAGAACUUCAGUCGCUGCGAGGAGUGCUGGCUGAGAGGGAGGCCAUGAUCAGGACUCUUCAGGAGAACAACCACCGGCUCUCUAACUCAGCAUCUGCCUCAGAGAGUGAGCAGAGAGAUCAGGCGGAUCAGGCCAGGCAGGUCAGAGAGAGGCUGGAUGCCCUGCAGAGGUCUGUGCGGGAGAAAGACCUGCUCAUCAAGACGAAAGGAGACCAGUUAAGUAAAGUCAGCGAGACAUUGCGUAACCGCGAGAAUGACAACGAGGUGCUGAAGCAGGCCGUGACCAACCUUAAAGAGCGUGCCCUGAUUUUGGAGAUGGAUGUGAAGAAGCUAAAGGAGGAGAACGAGCUUGUGGCGGCACGUUCUCGGGAAAAAGAGUCCGAGUUUCGAGCGCUGCAGGAAACCAACAUGCAGGUUUCCCUCCUGCUGAGGGAGAAGGAAUUUGAACUGAGCACAAUGAGUGAGAAGGCUGCCACCAUGGAGAAGAUGCUCAAGGACAAAGAGCAGGGAAAGUCUGGCGAGCUAAAUCAACUCUUGAAUGAAAUGAGGUCCAUGCAGGAGAAAGCUGUGGCAUUCCAGCAGGAGAGAGAUCGCGUGAUGCUGGCUCUCAAACAGAAGCAAAUGGAGACCACUGCAGUUCAGACUGAGCUGCAGCAUGUGAAAGAUAAAGAACAGCGUCUCAACCUGGAGCUGGACAGGUUGCGUAAUCACCUCCUGGAGAUCGAGGACUCCUACACAAAGGAGGCCCUUGCUGCAGAGGACAGAGAGACUGAGCUGCGUAAGAGGGUGGCGCUGCUGGAGGAGCGACUAGCCACUUCCUCAAGCGCGGUCGAGAAUGCCAGCCAACAGGCCAGCAUGCAGGUAGAGUCUCUACAGGAGCAACUGAGCGGGGUGGUGAAGCAGCGAGACGAAGCGCUUCUCCAACUCCGAACCUCCCAGGAGCAAGUCAGCCAGUAUGCAGUGUCGCUCUCCAACCUGCAGAUGGUGCUAGAGCAGUUCCAACAAGAGGAGAAAGCCAUGUACUCAGCAGAGCUUGACAAGCACAAGAAGGAGAAGGAUGAAUGGAGAAGGAAAGCUCUGACGCUGGAAGACAAAGCAUCGGCCCUUCAGAUGAACCUUGAUGAGGCCAACGCUGCUCUGGAAUCAGCAUCUCGCCUCACCGAUCAGCUGGAUCUGAAGGAGGAGCAGCUUGAGGAGCUGAAAACACAAGUGGACGUGAGACAGGAGAUGCUAGAAGAGGCACAGAACAAGUUGAUGAACCUGCUGAACAGCACAGAGGGGAAGGUAGACAAAGUCCUCAUGCGUAACCUGUUCAUGGGGUAUUUCCACACACCUAAAAACAAACGCGCUGAGGUGGUGAAACUGAUGGGAGGCGUUCUGGGACUCACCCAAGAUGACAUUGAGAGGAUGCUGGAGGAGGAUGGACGGCAUGGUGUUACUGGCUGGGUGUCCAGCUGGCUGGGAGGCAGAGGAGCACAGAGCGUCCCAACCACUCCCCUGAGACCCACCCAUGGCCAAAGCCUCAACUCGUCCUUCUCAGAAAUGUUCGUAAAGUUCCUGGAGGUGGAGUCUACGCCAGCAUUGCCCGCACCAAAGCUCCCAGUCCAUGACAUCAAGCCCCUGAGCGCCCCGCCUGCUAGAAGGACCACCAGCACUGCUUCCAACCCCGCCGCAGGAGCGGCGGCAGCCAGCAAGCGAGCUGGCGAGUCCAACCCUUUCCUGGCCCCUCGCUCUGCCGCAGUCCCCCUGCUCAGUGCAGCCGGUGCCGGGCCCGGCGGGGCAGGAGGUCACCUUCUGAUGAAGCCCAUCUCGGAUGCCCUGCCCACCUUCACGCCCGUGCCAGUCUCAGCGGAGGCCAGUGCUGGCGCUGUGCUCAAAGACCUACUAAAGCAGUGAUUGGUGCCAUAAUGUAUGCCAAGUCUUCCACGCAACAGCAGUUUUACACUACAUAGACUGAGAUCGUAAAGCAGUGCUGCUGAUGUUAUAGCUGCUCUUUUUCUGACUCUCCUGAAAAAUGACUUGAGCAUACAUCAGGGCACAACUUUCCCUCUUUUUUGGGAGGGAAUUUAAACAAAAUUUAACCGAAACAUUAAUGGUAGUUGCUGUUCUAUGCAAUACAUUUUCCCUUUACACUUAAGUGGAAGUGUUUCAGCCACAACAUUGUCAUUGUUACUAUAGGCGUUGAUCCAAGAGUUGAAAAUGUCCAGGUGAACAGCAUUACACAUGAAGGUCUACAUUCAGAACGCAAAAUGUUUCUUUUGACAGAUUAUUCCAUUUAGACUGCAAGCAAUGCAGUAGUGUGUUAAAGAGCCUUUUUGAUUAUGAAUGACUUCAUUUAGUUAAAUUUUGUGUUUUUGUUCAUCACAUCAGUUCUGAACACAAGUGACCUUGUAAACUCAUUGUGUGCAGUGCAGUGCAAUACAUGUGAAUGGAGUAUAAUCACUUCUGUUUGCAAGAGGAAACAUCUCGUGUCCUAUAGCGGUCAUAGUUUAACUUACAUGGAAUUUUACUGUUUUGUCUUUUUUUUUUUUCUUUUCUUUUCUUUAGCAACGCAGUGCGCUCGGUCUGAUGCAAGGCUUGCCUGAUACUCUGGCAGCAGUAGCACUGCGUUGAGAUUUAUGUGGUGUGGUACAUCUGUUAAAACCAUAAAGACAUUUCUGCAAAAUCUUGUCUUUUCCAGACGGUCAGACUGUGAUAUGCAACAUAGUGUUGUAAUUAUGGCUGUAAUUACCGGCUGUGGUCGAUUAGAGGUUUUGACAAUGAAACUGCUCUUAUAUAUAAAUACAGCACUAUUAUAUAGUUAUAUAUGUGUAAAUGGGUGGCAUUUUUUCAUAUUUAUGAGCACUUAGGAAGUUCUGGAAGUACUAUCCAAGUGCCUACAUUUUUGCUAUUUAGAUAAUUGUAUGAGCAGGAUUGUAAAUGGUUAAUAUAUAUUUACAAUAUGUAAAAAACUGCACAUUAAAAAAAAAAAGUUUUACCUGAACAGAGCUGGCCAAAGUGUAACAUUAGCUGCUCCACAUUUUGUAUGGAAAGCAAUGAGCUGCUGCAGAAAGAAUGUUACAGGGUUUCUCCAGGUGAAUUGACCGCAUGUACAAAUUGUAAAUUCUUACUGUAAAAGAAUGUUUUAUAGGUGUGCAAUCUGAAAAUCAGAAGUGUCAAAGAGAUGAAUUAGAUUACCCGGAACAUGGAUAGUCUUGGAUUAAGGUUAGUACCGAUGUCUUAAUUGGAAUUUGCCUUUCAAAUCAAAUAAAGGUACUGGUGUCCCCUUA
Molecule: messenger RNA, 7313 nt
Organism: Myripristis murdjan (pinecone soldierfish)
Lineage: Eukaryota; Metazoa; Chordata; Actinopteri; Holocentriformes; Holocentridae
Gene: trip11
Product: thyroid hormone receptor interactor 11
Exons: 21
Coding region: 1-5940 (1979 amino acids)
Biological process (GO): endoplasmic reticulum to Golgi vesicle-mediated transport; Golgi organization
Cellular component (GO): Golgi apparatus
Molecular function (GO): small GTPase binding
Source: RefSeq, a predicted model, not a curated record